GUAAUAAUUGCUCAAAUAAAUACAAUGACAAGGCGGCUGGUAGGAUGUUUGAUGAACAUCUCCGAGGGGCGGAGUAAGGAAACAGUGGAGGCCAUUGCCAUGUCAGCACUGCGGGUGAAUGACAAGACAGACCGAGAUGGUGGGUGUCGAGCCUCUGUGCUGAACAUUUUCUCGGACCAUGACUACAACAGGUCAGUCCUGACCAUUGCAUCCACAGUGGAGGAUAUAGGUGAGGCUGUGUUCCAAGCCUGCACAUCUGCCUACCAACAUAUAGAUCUGAGCAGGCAUGAGGGAGGGCAUCCGAGACUGGGGUCAGUGGACCUGGUACCCCUCCACCCUCUGUCUACAGGAGUCACCCUGCAGGAGUGUGGGGAGAUUGCAAUUGGUGUGGCUCACAGGUUAGCCUCUACUGUCAAGGGAAGUGCCUCUUUUCUCUUUGGCCAUGCUGACCGGCCGUUGUGCCGGCCGCUUGCCCAGCGCAGGAGGGAAGUGGGUUGGUUCUCAACUGGUAUUGCCUUUGAGGAACUUAAACAAGACGUUGGAGAGAAACCUUCAAGCCGGUAUGGCAUAACAGCUAUUGGAGCCAUACCUUACAUGAUGGUCAUAAAUGUCACCAUUGACACUCAGGACCUGAAGUUUGGGCAGCAAAUUGUGAGGUCCAUCAGAGGAAGGACACCAGGUGGCCUUCCUGGUGUUCAGGCAAUGGCAUUUAGUCACCAGGGGCAAGUGGAGAUAGCUUGUAACAUCAUGAGUAUUCCUCAUGAAGGACAAUCAAUCAUUUCUCACUCUAAUUUAGGAGAUGGUCGCAGAACUGAAGAAAGUAAUAUUUAUGGGAGUGAUGAUGAGUUGUACAGGUAUGGUGAGGGGGUGUACACCCCUCCCUCUGUGGUAGAGAGACGUAUACAGGAGCUAGCUGCUGAAGGAGGGGUAAGGACUGUUGGGAGUAAUGUGGUGGGGUUCACCCCGCACGGAGCAUGUCAGCUCGCCGAACAGGCACUCAACACAGGACAGGCCAUGCAUUGGAGGACAAGAACACAGACUACAAUGUAGUCAGCAAGGAACGUUUCAGAAGCUGGUAUACAUUAAGCAAUGCCAUGAUGUAAAACCGGACUGAUCAAAACUUCGAAAUGAAGUCAGAUAAAGUUAGGACAUUACAUUUCUCCUAGUCAAAUGAAAAAAAGCUGACCACUUCAAAGAAGUGAUUUUCUUAUUAGGAGGUGAGGAAGCCGCCCUCUAUAGGCAGGUGUGUCCCAUUCACCAUGGCUGCCUUGUCACUCAGCAGGUACAGGAUGGCAUUGACCACGUCAUCAACCUCUGUGGUGAGAGUAAACAACAGCAUGCAGUCAUAAGACUAGUGAUUCUUAUACAUGUAUAUGUUUGUACAUUAUUACGUAGCAUCUUAAGAUUUGCAUAUGAUGCUACAUACAAGGCUAGGGAUACAGAUGUAACAUGUAAGAUACUAAGAAUAUAUAUUCUUUUAAAAAGCUUCAGUUUUUUGCAAACUGAAGAAAUCUUCAUUUAUGUGGAAACUUUUAAGAUGUCACCUUUAUAAUACAACUGCAAUAGAUAAAUCAGAGAAAUAAAAUCAAGGUAUAUCUUU
Messenger RNA from Branchiostoma floridae (Florida lancelet), 1600 nucleotides. Its product is annotated as glutamate formimidoyltransferase-like. The coding region runs from base 25 to 1050 and encodes 341 amino acids. Lineage: Eukaryota; Metazoa; Chordata; Leptocardii; Amphioxiformes; Branchiostomatidae. The transcript is spliced from 5 exons. Gene Ontology annotation, molecular function: transferase activity; folic acid binding. The record is from RefSeq and is a predicted model, not a curated record.